AUGAUCGCAACACAUCAAGAGAGGGAUGCCAAAAUGAAUUUUGUUAUCUGGCUCCUCAAAAAUGUUCUACCCGCUGAAACAUGGGAAUCCUCCCGGAAAGCGUUCGCCAUUCUGCUGAUAAUUUGGCUCACCCUCUCGCUUAUUUCACGCAUGGACACCCAAGUACUCCACUCAGCACACUGGUCUUUUGACUCGCACUUUUUGCGAAUUACGAAAAGUGCGUCCACGUGUCACUUAGAGGAGACUCAGCGCAUUGUUCAAAAUGACCGCAAAACAUCACGAGAGGGAUGCCGAAAAAAAAUGUGUUAUCUGGCUCCUGAAACAUGCUCAAUUCUUACGCCACCGCAUACAGAGUGCAGUCUGCCAUCGAUGAACCGGAAUAAAUGUAGACAACAUGACAGUAUGUCGAACGUAAGACGCACUAUGCAAUGCGCCGCAUGCAAGGCGGGUUCACUGGAUGUUGAUGUACGCCAACUAGCUUACUCUCUUAAACCGUUUGCCUGCUCCAGCAGACACUACAAUGAAGGUGCAAUGCACACUGCAAAUAAAAAGGCCACCAAACCCACUGCUGAAUCAAGAGGACCAGUAUGA
Messenger RNA from Opisthorchis viverrini, 591 nucleotides. RefSeq lists its product as hypothetical. The transcript is spliced from 3 exons. Bases 1 to 591 code for a protein of 196 amino acids. The record is from RefSeq and is a predicted model, not a curated record. Lineage: Eukaryota; Metazoa; Platyhelminthes; Trematoda; Opisthorchiida; Opisthorchiidae.